GGCACCGGCGAGGGGCGCGCGGCGGGGGCGCCAGGCCCCCCGCCUCUUCCUCAGCCCGUGCUUCUUUCCCCACCUCGCACCCCCAGUGAUGCUCGAUGAGAUGAACAUCCUCUGUUCCGAGGCUGCCCGUGCCCCAGUCGUCACCGCGUCGGCCUGGGGUCCAGCUGGGCACUGACCUAUCGCCCCGGCCGCCCCCAGGCAGCCCCGCGCUCCGAGGACCAUGCCUCCCCCGGCCCUGCCGGCGCUCCCGAACCUGCUCCGGCUCCUGCUGGCGCUCGCCGCGCUCUGGUGCCCAGUGAUGGAGAGCCGGGGAAUCAUGGACAGUCUCCAGAGAUUUUCCUCCUUGCCUGCCUAUCUGCCCAUGAGCUACCACAUCUGCAAUGCUGAGGUCUCCUUCUUUCUGAAAGAGGCCAACCAGGACCUCAUGAAGAACUCCAGUCUGCAGUCCAGGGUGGAGUCCUUCUUCAUCUAUCGAGCCAAGGAGCCCCCCACGGUGAAUGCCAGUUAUGGCCCCUUUUCUGUGGAGCGGGCGAUCCCCCGAGACCUCCUGCUGACCUUGGCACCCUUUGAUCACUCAGAGAAAUUUACUUUUAAUUGGAAACUAAAGUCACACAUCCUUGACAGCUCCAUCUAUUCCAACAGACCAAAAGUACAGACAUUGUUUUAUGUCACAGGAAUGGAUUGGGAGGAGAACAACCCAGUGGAAGACUUGCCCUGUGUUAAGAUGUUUGCCAUUCUAGAGUCCAGGGAAGUGGUGGCCAGCUGUAGGCUACAGGGAGACCUGGGACUUUGUGUUGCAGAGCUGGAGCUGUUGCCUGACUGGUUUGACCCUGUCCCAAUCCUGGAUCCUGAGGCAGAGGCUGAGGCUGAGUUAGCAGCAGGAGGCACCCCUGUGGAGCUAUUUUACAAACUGUGCCCCGCUGAUGAGUGGGGCAGAUGUUCUCCAGAGGAUGGCAAAUGGGAGAACAAUAUCCAUUCGGGCCAAGAAAAUACUCAUAAAGGGUUUUCGCCCAUGGAAAGGAUUGGCAGCGUAGUUGUCUACCCAACUCAGGACCAGACGAAGCGGUCCCUUGUGAGGCUAGAUGAGAACCUGGUGAUCUCUCUGCCGCUCAACCCUGUCCGGGAAGGGGAUACUGUCACCUUCUUUGUGUCCCUGGCUGGAGGCUCUACUGCAAACCACUUUACUCUCAGCAUAAAAGCUGCUCCUGGACUCAAGAUCAUGGCUGUGAGAGUCAGCGAUGAAGACGAGUGGGAGAUCCAAGAGGAAAUUGACAAUGGAGAGAUGCAGACCACUGCAACCCUUGUGUGUGUGGGCCACAUUCCUGACACCGAGAACAGAGUAAACACCUCCUUCUACGAGAUCCUGCAGAUGGACUUUGAAAUUGACAACAGCAGCGGGUUGGCGGGGGCUCAGCAAGUGACCUGGCAGAUCGAGUACCCCGACGAAGACUCGGCGGGCGAGCUGGUGGUCUCUGAGAUCUUCGUCAGCCAGACGACGUUCGCCGGCAUCGUUCCUCUGGCAAUGGACACAGAAGUAUUGAACACAGCUAUUCUGACGGGGAAGGCUGUCUCAGUUCCGGUCAAAGUGGUCGCUGUUGGAGAGGAUGGAUCUGUGGUCGACGUUUCAGACGCAGUGGAGUGUAAGUCCACAGAUGAAGAUGUCAUCAAGGUCUCUGACAGCUGUGACUCCAUCUUUGUGAAUGGAAAGGAGAUGAAGAGCAAAGUGGACACCAUCGUGAACUUCACUUACCAGCAUUUCACCACUCAGCUCGAAGUGACUGUCUGGGUCCCAAGGCUGCCUUUGCAGAUUGAGAUCUCAGACACAGAGCUGAGCCAGAUCAAGGGAUGGAGAAUCCCCGUUGCUGCCAACAAAAGGCCUACUCGAGACAGUGAUGAUGAUGAGGAUGAUGAAAAGAAAGGACGAGGCUGUACCCUUCAGUACCAGCAUGCCAUGGUGCGUGUGCUGACGCAGUUUGUGGCUGAGUCAUUGGAUUUAGGAGGCCAGCUGACCUAUAUGUUGGGCUCUGAUUGGCAGUUUGACAUCACCGAUCUAGUGACAGAUUUCAUGAAGGUGGAAGAACCAAGAAUUGCCACAUUACAAGAUGGCAGAACACUGGUUGGUCGUGAACAGGGAAUAACAACAGUGCAGGUCCUCUCGCCUCUCUCUGAUUCCAUCUUGGCUGAGAAGACAGUCAUAGUACUAGAUGACAGGGUCACCAUCACAGACCUAGGGGUCCAACUCGUGGCUGGCUUGUCACUUUCCUUGCAAGCCAGCAAAGGAAACAAAAGAGCCAUUGUCUCAACAUCAUCUGCUCAUGAUAUUCUUCGUGCCCCACAACAGGAAGCAAUAGUCAGUUCUUGGCUUUUGUUCAGCGAUGGUGCGGUGACUCCUUUAGAUAUUUAUGAUCCUAAGGAUUUCGCUGUUGCCGUCACAUCACUGGAUGAGAUGGUGGUGUCUGCCCAGCCAAGCCUUCAGUCCAAGUGGCCUGUUGUGGUUGCUGAGGGGGAAGGGCAAGGACCCUUGAUCAAGUUAGAAAUGAUGAUCAGUGAACCUUGUCAGAAGACCAAGAGAAAGAGUGUCCUUGCAGUUGGGAAAGGAAGUGUCAGGGUCAAAUUUGGACAAAAAGAGGAUGACAACCAAGGAAGUACCAAUGAUAUUGAAGGCAUCAGUCGGGAAUAUAAAGAACACCUCAGCAAUUCCAUAGAGAGGGAAGGAGACCAAGAGAGGGCCAUACAGGAAUGGUCCAAACAUGGAGCUUCUGCUGGCCAUGGAGAGAAUGGCAAUAAAACUACAACCCCACAGUCAUCUCUGGAGAGAAGGGGGAACAAGUACCUUGAGAAUGGCCAACUCCAGAAUAAUCCAGAUGCCUUCACAAGUUUCCCUACCCAAGUGGAGUUACCAGAGCCAAAUAAUCCCAAUGAUCUCUCACUGACCUCUAGGGGGUUAACAGACUUAGAGAUCGGCAUGUAUGCCCUCCUCUGUGUCUUCUGCCUGGCCAUUUUAGUCUUCUUAAUCAACUGUGUGGCAUUCGCUUGGAAGUAUAGGCACAAAAGGUUUUCAGUGAGUGAACAAGGAAACAUCCCCCACUCUCAUGACUGGGUUUGGCUCGGAAAUGAAGUAGAACUCUUGGAGAACCCCGUGGACAUCUCCCUUCCAUCAGAGGAGUGCACCACCAUGCUGGACCGUGGGAUGCAGUUCGAGGAGAGCAACUUCCUUCUAAAUGGCAGCUCUCAGACAGCACUGCACAGCCAACUCCUUAGACCUUCUGAUUAUGUCUAUGAAAAAGAAAUAAAAAGCGAACCUCUCAAUCCUGGCCCCAAAAGGAAACGAGUCAAGUUCACUUCAUAUACCACUAUUCUUCCAGAGGAUGGAGGCCCAUACACCAACUCUAUCCUCUAUGACAGUGACGAUAACAUCAAGUGGGUUUGCCCAGAUAUGAGUCUUGGGGACUCCCAAGAGUUUAGAGACUAUAUGGAAAGACUGCAAGACCACAUGUAAACUACUUUAUUAUGUUUGUAUUCACCUUUAUGCCUUCUGUUUUGGAAUGGUGGAGCAGGAAGUCCUGUCAGCAAUAGGGGAGGAUGAAGCUGAGCUCAAGAUGUGGAGGUCUGGAUGGACCACUUCCCACUCGGGUAGCAGAGCUAAAAUGGUUUCAUUCAAAGCCAGGGCGUGCCCCUCUCAAAAACCAUGUGGUGGAUGCUGCAACGGUUUGGGGGGAAGGGGUCUAAGACAGCCAUUUUUUGAUACUGCCUGGUACUAGCACAGCGCUAAUACAAAUAAACUUCCGACCCAUGGGACACAGCGAAAGAUUCAUGACAUCUCAUGAUGGACAGUCGUUUGGAAUUAGAGAGGACCUGGGGGUUGAUUUUUUUUCUAUUCCUAGUCCUUUGUAAAGCACAGUGGACAUUUCCUUGCCCUUGGCCUGAGAAUAGACAUCUUUGAAAGAUAAUUGAAUGUAGCCAUUUCAUUUUAUUUGUGAUGAGCCGUGCUCAUGGUUUUUUAUAUACAUUUAUACCGACCCCCUUGUUCACGUGGCCUCUGGAUUUCUUUUAGACAAUGGAAGAGAAGAAAUCUCAAACUUUCCUUUUGGGGAUCUUUUUGAUUUGUAUAAAAAUAUUUAGUUUGUUGUCUUUGCCAUGCUGUUUAGACGUGUCCAUUUGGAUGCCUGAUUUCUCUCCACAUUGGCAUCUUUUUAGCUUUUAGGGAUGGUCCCUAAGAAUCGCAUCUUCAUCUUCUCCUUUUCUUCUUCCACACUGGAAUCCUUGGUAGCAGGCUGGCGGGGUGGGGAGGAUGUCCUUUGGCAUCUUUCGAUCUCCAGCUUGAAAAGUUUGGAGAGAGGGGGAUAUUAAUGGGGCAUUAGUCACUUUAUUUUUAUCCUGGGCAACUGGAAAAUUAAUGGGAAACUCUGGGGCCCCUUUUCAUAGAGGGAAAAAUGUCUCAAUUAAAACAGCUGUAUUUAUAUAAGCACGCUGUGGUCAACACAUUUUAUUAUCCAAAUGGAGAUUUAAAAUUAGAACUAACAUAUGCAGAAAGAAAAAUGCCUAGGAAAUAGCAGAUUAAACUCUCUGUGUUCCUCCUCCCCACCCCAGACUAUUAUUAUUAUUAUUAAAAUGAUAUUCCAAUUUAGCAAUAUGUAGAAAUCCAUCUAUACAGUGAUUUGGAAACAAUAUCCAUUAUCAUAAUUCUGGAAGAGACAAAACCUUUGUGGGAUGUGCACUGAAGGAGAAAAGGGAUGGAUAUUGUCCCAAAAAAUCAUCAGAGAGAAAUGACUGUUCCCCAGUUGAUGGAACAGUUUAAUGGAAAAAAAAACCCACAACUAACGAAUACAAGGGCUGGGAAUAGAAAGUGGCAAAAGAAAAAGGAGACAGCAGGUCAUCUUUGUAUAACUUUUAAACAGAAAAAAUAUAUUAUUGGAAGAACAGAACAGUUGAUCUUCAGUGAAAUGGAAAUUUAUUUGACAGCAGACAAAAACAGUCAAAGUCUGCUGGCACAGGUCAGAAAUUGGGCCAGAGUGAUCUCUUGGUGGGCUCUAUUGACAUAAGGUGAACAGCAGAGAGCUGGGCGCCUCAUCUAGUCCACUUGCCUCUUUCUAGGUAGGCUGAUGGCUGAUUGAAUCACCCAAGAAAGACCUAUGAUUCAUAGUCUUAUUUUUAUAGAUUUCCAGGGACAGAGACUCCACCAAGCUCUCCCCACCCCAAAGUAUCUUCCAAGGUUUAAUCAUGUCUGCUGUCAAGAAGGUCUUCCUUAAUUUCGUGCUUCCAGCAUUAUGGGAUUUGGUUAUACAUUGUACUAGGUAGCAGGUGGAACACAGAAGACCACCCCACUGAAGCCAUCUCUCUGUGGCUGUUGCAUUUGUGGUCAGGGUCAGAGGUUUGGUCAAAUUUCAAAGUCCCUUCCUUUUGACCAAAGGAUGAAAUUUUGUGACCCCAAGAAGCAUUUUCUAUGAAAAGAAUUCUCAAUGAGAAAGAAAUAAACCAAGUGUGUAGAGGAUGGGUUGGGAUGGGGGACUCUUGAAUUAGCCAAUGGAUGCCUAUGUACUUAUUUGAACUAGAAUCUAAGGUAUUUCCUGAGCCUAUGAUCCCUGCCCAAUCAAGGUUGUCAGUUACAGUGGGCAGACAUCAUGGUAAAGUGGAAAGAUUGCUGUAUUUGGAGUCAGAGGGUUCAAAUCCUGGCCCUGCUAUGUACUAUCUAUAUGAUCUGGGGCAAGUAAUUUACCUGCUCUUGGCCUUAGAGUCUUCAUCUGUAAAAAGAAGGGCAUGGAUCAGCUGAUUGCUCAAUUUCCUCCUAGUUUUAAUUCUAUGGUGGGCCUAGGAGAUUCUUAGACAAUUUUAAAAUAGAUUCUUCCAAUGAGAACAGGGACAUUUUCUUUUCUUCUAUGUUGAGUCUCUUUGCUUGCCCUAAAUACAAAGAAGGUAAAUUAAUGAAACUGAGGGGGCUAAACUAAUUCAGGAGUGAGCCAGGCCAUCUAUUUCCUGCUGAUAACAACAGGAUUUGGACAAAUAAAUUAAUUUAAAAAUUAAUUAAAUUAAAAGGGAGCUCAAUUUUGCACUGAGAAUUGUAGUUAAAGCAGUUUGCAAAUUAAGAGCUUUUCCUAAGGGUGGGUGGGGCAAUGGGAAGACAAGCACAAAGGCCUUUAGAAUUCUGCAGCUAGAAUAGGAGACUGCCAGAGGUUGGCCUCUGUAACAGACUAUUAUUGGUCAUUGUGAGAAACCUGAGUCCAUUAGAAUAGACUACUCUACCACCCCAAAGUCAGAUGGAAUCUGUGGGCUCCCACUGGCUAACAUAUCUUUUCAUUCCCUUAGUUUGAUUUGAUUUGAUUUAAAACAAAUCUCCCUAUCUUGCCGAGGCUGGGUGUGCAAGGAUGAGUCAUAGGCUUGGUCCACUCUGAGCACAACAGAAUCUUUAGCCUCCUCUGUUUCUGACCUGUGCUGGUUCAUCCCACCUUAGGCAAGCUAGUGACCCACUGCUCUUGGAGCCUCACAGUAAUAAUGCUGAGCUUAUCAAUAAUGUUGAAGCAGCUAAGUCCAUUGCAACUCGGCAUUCCCAGGCCCAAGAAGCUUCUCAGACUGAUUCUUAGCAUCCCAGGUAGCUGGGAUGACAGGUGUGUGCCAUCGCACCCCACGCAAGAUAUCAUUUAAGCAAGAAAGCAAGAGAAUGUCCAGUUGUCUGUGGAUGGGCAGUUGUUUUUGAAUACUGUGUACCUUUAAAUAAACUGGUAUCAGUUUAUAUAUCAGUUAUAUACAAAGUACGACUGUGGUUUGAUCUGCCAUCCUUGCUGAUUUCUAAAGACAACAGGAGAAAAAAUCCUGAUCUAUUUAUGGCCUCCUUAAUUUAGAUAAUUGUAGAGGGAGAAAAAAAACAACAACAACAAGAAACUGUGGACUGAAUGAUAAAUGCUUUUAUGAGUUGAAAUAUCCCAGGGAAGGUAGAACUAUAUAGACCUGGCUGGAGAAAGUCCUUAGAUCAGAAACAAUUGGAAAUAAUGGCUGCUUCUUUCUUUUGAUAAUAAAAGCUUAAAUUUGCCCUCAUGUAACUUAUAUUUCACUCCACAAGUCACUGAGCUCCUAAAUUCAUAGAAUCUCAGAGUUUGAGGAGGGAGUGUAAACAAACAAAAAAAAAAUAACUCACUGAAUCCCCAAAUCACAAAAUCUCAGAUUUGGAAGAGAUCUCAGCAGCCACAUCUAGACCAACCCAGCCUGGAAAGGAAUCCCUACUAAAGCAUACCCUAAAGUAUUCAUCCCUCUUCCAUUUGAAGACACCUCCAGUGGAGAGAUUGGAAGGGCCACCAUCUCAUGAGGCUGCCCAUUCCCAUUUGGGAUGGUUCUCAUUGUUAGGAAGUUUUUCCUGACCCCAACUGUAAAGUUGCUGCUUCAUAACUUUCCCACAUUGCUCCUGGUUCUGCCUUCUUGACCCAAGCAGAACAGAUUCUAAUCCUCUUCCAUAUGAGAGCCCUUCCCAUAUUUGGAAACAGCUAUCAUGACCCUCCCUCACCCCAGUCUUCUUUUCUUCCAAUCUCUUAAACUUCUUCUCAUCCUCAGUCCCUUCAAAUAUUCCUUAUUUGAUAUGAACUCAACGUUCUUCAAUGUCCUGGUUGGCGUCCUCUGGACACUCUCCAGCUAUGAAGGUCCUUCUUAAAUUAUGGGACUGUUGAGCCCAGAGGUCAACCCAAUCCUUCAGAUGAGAUUGGAUCAUAUCAGAGAUCAGAGGGACUAUGCCCUCCUUUUUCUUUGUCAUGCUUCUUUUAAUAGAUCUUCAAGACACACUGACCUUUUUGGCCACCAAUAAACUAACUGCAGAGUCCAUAGACCAUAGGUUUAGAACUAGAAGGACCUUAGAAAUCAUUUCAACCAAACCCCUUAUUUUAACAGAUGAAGAAACUGAGACUCAGAGAGAUCAAGUGAUUGUCCAAGAUCACGAAGGCAAUAAAUAAGUAGGAGAGACUGUAUUAGAACCUACAGCAUCUGAUCUUAAUUUCCAUGCUCUUCCCACUACACCAUGGUGCCUCCUUAUGAUCUAACCCAUCCUUCCACAAGAAUCUCAUGUACUCCAUUGUAUUUUUAAUUUGACAAAUCAAUUAGACACCUAAUAUGUGCCAGACAUUGUCCUGGAUACUAUGGAUAUAAACUCCAAAUUAAACAGUCCUUCCCUUCAGGAACUUCCAUUCUUCAGCAUCACCAACAAGUGCCCAUCCUGUGUGGAAAAAUCGACUAUUCAAUUUUUACAAAGCAUUUAUUUAGUACCUGUUGUCUACAAGGCACUGUGCUAGGUUGUGGGCAUACAAAGACAAGAAUGCAGCAAUCCAUUCUCAAGAGGAGUUUAGGUUCCACUUACAUUUUAUAGUUUUUUAUCUAUACAAUUAGGAGGAUGAACCAGAUGGUCACUGUAGUCCCUUCCCACUCUUGAUCUAUGAUCCUGUCAGUCUUCUUGACUUCCCAAGAUAGUCUGUCAAUCAAUCAUUCAAUUAAGAAGCAUUUGUUUAGCACCUAUUAUGUGAUAAGAACGGAGCUAGGUGCUAGGUAUGUUGUUGUUGUUGUUGUUGAGUUGUUUCAAUUGUGUCCGACUCUUUGUGACCCCAUUUGGGGUUUUCUUGGCAAAGAUACUGGAUUAAUUUGUCCUUUUCUUCUCCAGCUCAUUUUACA
Messenger RNA from Dromiciops gliroides (monito del monte), 8640 nucleotides. RefSeq names its product transmembrane protein 132B (gene TMEM132B). NCBI's taxonomy places the organism in Eukaryota, Metazoa, Chordata, Mammalia, Microbiotheria, Microbiotheriidae. The coding region runs from base 221 to 3499 and encodes 1092 amino acids. The record is from RefSeq and is a predicted model, not a curated record. The transcript is spliced from 9 exons.